GCACGAGCAUGAAGGGAGCACCUAUCCUGCUGUCGCUCUUACUGACGGCCGCCUCGUGUAUUAACGCCAACGACGUGUGCAGCGACCGUUAUGACGCUGCCUGCCUGGCGGCCAUGACGUCUCUCUACGUCAACACCUCGGCCUACUGGUUCGGGACGACGUACACAUGUCCCUAUGGAAUGAACGGCACGUUGCUAUGCCAAAACAAGAAGCCCUCCCGCACGUCCCUCCUAACUCGACUGUUGGGGGACGCCGCCACCGACACCAGCGGCGUAGACUUCGUCGUCAACGUCACGUACACACUUACAGUGCCAGGAGACGGAUCUGACCGUGUAUAUCCAGGAUGCAGCAGGAUGGUGGCGGCGCCUUUGACGACCCAAAAAACAUUCUCUAUCGACCCUCUCAGCAGCAUCGUCUACGCCCCAUUCGACCUCCGCGAGAAACCGGAAGUGACGUGGCCAGGGGAGGCAAACGCCCUCUACACUGUCAUGAUGUACGACGUUGGCCUGUAUUUCAUGCAUUCCUUGUACAUCAACGUAAAGGGCGGUAAACUGCAGGGUGGAGAUGUGAUCGCUCCCUAUGCCGGGCCGAGGAUCCCCGUAAAAAGAGAUAACCCCUACGUGUGGCUUGUGAUGAAGCAGACGACGACACUCGACGUGACCAACGUCAACAACAUCUUCACAUCGCUCUUCGACGCUGACUAUUCCGUUUACAUGGAAGAUGUGAUCUCUAGACUGGCUUUGUCAACGACGUCGUACGGCUUCAACACCUUCCGUGCCAAUACCGACGAGUAUGCCGCCGUCUACAUCCGGAAUCUUGGGUUCCUCAACGUGUGUCCUGUCCACUAUGGCAAAUGGUUAACAAGCUACAUCAGACAACGAGGGGGACUGCCGUCUCUAACGCCGCCCUUCGACCUCAGUAUCUCUAUUGACGUCAGCUUUACUGCCCCCGCAAUGAACUACUGGUCAUGUGACGUUCUGUACUCGAGAGGACCUGUCAACAUCACCGUAGACUACCGUAAUGUGAAUCUGUUGGGUGCCGUGGAGACCCGGAACUCCCCCGUGGUGAGUCUGGUGCCCAUGGAGCUCCGGUAUGCUCCCCCUGCCGUCACACUGAGAGACAAGCAGUACACCCUGUUAAUGUUUGACCCGACCCCCGAGUUGGGGCACACCAAACAGAACGCUUACAUCCACUGGAUGGUCGUCAACAUCCGGGGCACUGACAUCACUUCCGGUGACGAAGUGUAUAAGUGGCUAGUUCCCAUGACAACAAAGUUGAAUCAGCUCUACCUAUUUGCCUUGUUCGAGCAAACGACACAUGUUAGCACCACAAGGCCGAUGACCUACGCAGGAGCCAGUUGUCCAGCUACAAUCAAGUUCAGGUGCAUGUUUCGAGCUGGCGACUUCAUCCGUGACAACAACCUCACCCUCGUCGGUCUACGACAUCUUAGAAUCAUCCCCGACACCUACCAACAGUACUUGUCGUACACCGUGGCCAAAUUCCAAGCCAAGGCCCAAGCUUGUUGGGGGAGCCCUCAGACCAUUCGACCUUGCUCCUCUUCCGGCAAGCACUCCACAUCAGCGCCGAUCGUUGGGUAAAAGUCUUCCAGGCCAGCGGGCCCUAUUCUGGACCUGCAUAUCACUACACGGCAUGCACAACUUUGUAUGUUCUAUAAAUGAA
Molecule: messenger RNA, 1680 nt
Organism: Haliotis rubra (blacklip abalone)
Lineage: Eukaryota; Metazoa; Mollusca; Gastropoda; Lepetellida; Haliotidae
Exons: 10
Coding region: 9-1598 (529 amino acids)
Source: RefSeq, a predicted model, not a curated record